Molecule: messenger RNA, 972 nt
Organism: Lasiosphaeria miniovina
Lineage: Eukaryota; Fungi; Ascomycota; Sordariomycetes; Sordariales; Lasiosphaeriaceae
Exons: 1
Coding region: 1-972 (323 amino acids)
Source: RefSeq, a predicted model, not a curated record
AUGAACUACCAAGCGAGAAACUGUCGCAUUCUGACCACAUUUCCAACCGAAGGACUUGGGUCGCCUCUCGUCACCAGCACCAUUUGCAACUCCCCCGUCCGGUACGAGUCCGGGAGGCUGCCGGCGUCGACCCAGCUCAACCGGUGGUUUUGCUGCCACUGCGCAGAUGGCGGCUAUGAGGACCCCGUGGGCAUGGUGCACUGCGACGGGCCCGGCGACCCGUUCGGCGAGUGCUGGAAGCCCAGCUGCCGCCACCUCAAGUGCGCAAACUGCGCCCUGGGACCCACGCAUAGCAAGGCCGACAUCGUCCGCACCGUCGGCGGCCUGCACGCCUCGGCCGCCUUCAUCGACCCCGUGUUCUGGGAGUGCGGCCAGUGCGGCGAGUGGGCCCGCAACGCCUUCCACGCGAGGUGCGCCCUCAGCGGCAUCGGCAUCGCCGCCACGCCCUGCGCCAACACUACCUGCUUCCUGCAGUGGCAGGGCGGCCAGCACGCCGUGCUGGCCGCGGAUAGCGUCGUCAUGAACGCCCACGGCGAGCGCCUCGGCACCGCCGACCAGAGCGUCGCGGCCGCCGGCGGCCCGUGGCACUGGCAGCGGCGCGCCCUGGCAGACCCCGACUGCGCUCUGCUUCGGAACCUCCGGCACGCUGAUCGCCGCUCGACGGCCAGCAUGCGCACGCGCGAUGGGCCGCGCGUCUGGAGAGACGGCGAGCUCGUGCCGCGCUUCCCGUACCGCCCGCCGCCGCCGCCGCCGCCGCCGCAGUCCAACUCUAUCAAGGACGAGGCCGCCGCUGCCGGAUGGCACGAGUAUGAAUGCGCGUACCUCGCGGGAAUACCGCUGCAGCCGAGGGAGGGGCGCCACGACGGCGGUCCCGGCCCCUCUGCAAGCAGCAGAAACCAGGAUUCGGCGAUGAGUCCGGCCCCUCCUCCUCCGAGGUCGUUCUUUUCGGGCUGGAACGAUGUGCAGAUGUGA